AUGCCUUUACUGUGGACUCAAAGGUUAAAUUAUUUCUUUUUUAAUGGAAAGCAAUUUUUAUGAAGUUCACAUUUGCAACAAUUUAUUGUUAAAUUGACUAACACUUUGAAUCAUAAAAUGGCGGUUAUUUAAACAUUCCCAACAGCUGAACACUACAACUAUCGUGGUUCCAUUUUAAAUUACUGCUGUUUUUAUGUUUUCUAAAAUUAGGUAUUUGCAUGUAGUUGUAGUGUCUGCUACCAUCUACUGGUCAUUAUUAGUUAGUGUCAUCAGUCAUUUUCAGUUUAAGUUGGCGCAGCCUGGAGUAAAAAAAACAGGAAUCAUGUUGCAAAAAAAAUUUGAGUGAUACCACAUGAACAACUUCUUAUGCUUAGACCAAAUGUGCCCUGUUAGAUAAAGGUAACAGCACUAGCCAAGUAGUAGUCUCUAAGAAUGCUAACUAAAUGAAACCUUUUAAAUAAUUGGACAAGUAUAUCAAAACCUCUAAAGUUUUCAUGCUGAGCUACCACCUGGUUUGAGACAUUAAGUGUCUUAAUGAAUUUAAGUACUGGUAUUCACAAUUUAAUUGAUGAAUUUCUUUGUGUUUUUCAGACUUCAUCACCAACCACUGAUGAUAUGGUGGAUUCAUCUGCUGCAGCCUGUUUCCUUUCCACCCAAUGCAACUCCCAAAGUACUAGUUUAUAUCUUUUUAAGUUCCUGGUAAAAUAACAAACAUACAGGUUUUCACGGUGGGGAACCGCCGAUGGAGAUCCUGGAGGUCCUGCUGUUUGAUUUCUGUAAAUGUAUUGAACAAUAAAAGAAAAAAAAAAAAAGUCAUUUUCCUACAAAACCUUGCAUGGCUUGUGAUUCAGCAUGAUUCCACAUCAUGCUGAAUCACAAGCUGUUUAAUAUUUUUUACAGUAGAUAUAAUUUGGAAUUGAAAACUUGAGCUUGCUCUUGUUACAUCACAAAAAAAAAAUAUUUAUAACAUUACCUAAUAAAAGUCUGACUAAAAUCAUAUCCAACUAAAUCAGCAUCCAUCUCAAUGAAUUUUUAUCCUUACUUCUGGUCACAGUGGCUGAUGUUGUGCACAUCUUUGAAGCUUCUUUUCUCUUUGUCUAAAGAAAGGAGAACAACAUAAAUAUUUGCUGUUCAUUCAGAAUUUUGUUCAUUUUUAAUCACAGUACAAUAGCAUAUAUCUUAACAACUGAUAAACUAAAAAUAUCACGUAUUUUGCUGUUUAAUUUACCAAGGCUAGUGUUAAAUUGCAAUGCUACUUUAGCUUACAUUUACACCGUUUCUUUCAACAAAGAGAGAUGACUUACUUCCAAUCAAGUAAUAGAUGAUAUCUCUAUUCGUAUUAGUUAUGAUGGUAUUUUAUGUUCUUAAAAGUUAGUACGCUCACAAAUUUCACAUUAUAUCAGGAGAAGUGGAACUUACUUAUUCUUGGUCGCGACGAGCGGGGAAGCUAUUAGCGAUACCGAUGUAAGGCUGGAAGGACAUCCGGGGGGCGGGCACUUUUUGAGCGGAACGUCAUCGCGCCGAGUCUCCCGUCCAGCCAAAAACGUCUGCGUACAACGCUACUGCGCAGCUCUGGUUGCAAGGAACACGGAAUUACCGAGAGCUUUUUGGCUUCAAAUCCGUAGCUGCGUCCGAAUUGCCAAGUAGUAGUCGAAGUAGAAGUCGAAGUAGUAUCUAGCAUGUCCGAAUUGGCCACCGGAGCGAGUAGCAUGCUACUUCAGAUACUACUUCAGAUACUAGACACGCCCACAUUGUAGGUUGGUCUCGGUGCAUCCUACGGGCAUGCUACUGACCCAAAAUGCACCACGGGCUUCUUCUUCGUCCUCUUAAAAGUUGUAGAAGCGCAUGUGAUGCUAGCGCCACCAGCUGCUCUGCCUAUUUAAAUGUAUCGCGAACGCCGGCUGGCCACAACAGCGCGCACCAUGUCGCGGGACCGCAGCAGUACAGAUGUAAGUUUCAUGUAACUUCACACACUGUCCUAAAAAAUGUGCGGUUGUAUCUCUUUGUCAUGUCAUGGUGUCAUAUUUGCCCAAGUAAUCAUUUUAUGAGCAAAUAUGUGGCGACAUCAUGGAGGUAAAGCUCACUUAUUCCAUCAUUAAACUGCACAGCUGCAGUACUACAGCCAGGCCCGCAGAUGAGGGGCUUCAGUUACCACUGUCUGCACGGGCGCAGUACCUACUCUCUGCCUGCGGGGGUCGUCUUUCCCCACCGCUCGUCUAGUGUGUCCGAAUUGGGCCAACGUGUUUAGUAUGUAGAAGUAGGAUCUAGCAGUAGCACGUAGCAGUAGCAUGUAGUAUCCGAGCGGGCAGUUCGGACGCAGCACGUAUACAGGCGGAAGGCGGAACCACGGCGUCCAUCUUAUAUACAGUCUAUGGCUGUGUCCGAAAUGGCCUACUACUCCUACUACUCCUACUAACCCCGCCUCUGAAUUGAGUAGGCAGUGCGUUCACACUGUACAGUAUGCGAAUUUUGUGUAUGCGAGAAAUGCCCGGAUGUAUACUCAAUCGGCUUCGAUUUCUGAGUGUGCAACGGAGCUUGCUUCACGUACUGCUUCUGCCCCACAAUGCAUUGCGCACCUCAGCUGGUAAUAUGGCCCUCCUUCCCGAGGCUGAAAAGAAAUAGAUGGCAUGUGAUUGCAAUAAUAAUGAUAUAUAUAUAAAUAGAUAAACAAUAUUUAGUCCGUAUAUAUUACAUAAUUUUCAUCAUUUUAUCAUAUUUUGAUCUUUUUACCGGAUUUAUUUGUAUUUUAAAUUAGGAUUAUAGGCAAUGUUUUUAACUAUUCGUAUGAAUUGACUUUAUUUAUUUAAGUGUCUAUUAAAGAUGUAUUUAUUACAUCAAGUUUGAGCAUCUUCUCAUCUCUGAAUGCAUCAUCAAAGUGGUCGCUCAUAUUAAGCACAGACCUCUGAUUAAUAAAAAUUAUCUUUGGUAGAGAGCACAUGGUUCAGAAUAUACAAACGGGGGAGUUUCCAGUUGACAAUCUAUGUGAGCUUUACUAAUUCUUACUUGUGAUUGAAAAUCUGAUGGUUUCUGAAAUUAUCAUUGUACAUGAAAAGAAUGUAGUCGGGAAAUGAUGUAUUUGCCAAGGAAUAACCGAACAAGGUCAUAAUAAUUAUGUUGUGUGUUGGUCAUUUUGCAGCCCUCUGCUGCUCAUCACACGGCCAGCAGGUGGUGUAUAGCAUUAUCACCAUGGAUACACGGAUGUUUGGGUGAUUUUUUUCAUCCACUGCCGCCCGGUUUGUGUCGUGUAGAUGUUGAUUAUGAAAACACUUCGCAAUAAUUUGGAAACGUGAAGGGGGGGCUGCUGACGCAAACACCGACCAAGUGGACGCUUCGGUCUCCGAAAACGCCGAGACAAAUUUACAAACAGCCACUAUUUCAAACAACUGGGCUCAUAAUCGUGAUGUAAACACUUACUUUCUCGCUAGAAAAAAAUAUUAUUAUUGAAUGAAUUUAUAUAAUUUGUCCGGGAUGCAGUCGUUCUGUGUGGCUUGUGGUAGGACUAUUUAAAUUUUCCCGGCGCUGCGUCCGGCCGGCACGAAAUGCAUUCUGGGGUAUUUAGUAUGUAUGUGUGUAAACGCUCGGGCAGCCGCGGCAUACCCAAAUCCUCUUUGAGUAGUCAGUAGGCAGUAGCUACUGCUUGAGUAGGUAAGUAGAUAGUAGGCAGUAUGCCAUUUCGGACACAGCCCACGAUUAAAACACCUGUGGCGAGACUCAGCUGCCACUUAAAUCACUAUUGGCUGCCCCCUAGUGACUCGGAGGACGAUUACCCUUCAAUUCAAGUUAUGGCUCUUAUAUCUAGUAUCAUGAUUUUACAGAAUCAACCUUUCAGAGCUUUUGCAAAGGAUAAUUUUCAAUAUGAUACAUGAUUCAUUUCUUUGAGUCUACAAAUCAAAUGCACAUUUUUGAUCCAUGUUUCAUUUUCUGCGUAGACUCCACACUCAGCCUCUGUCACACAGCCUACUGAAGCAGAGCGACUGUUCACCAUGGACCCUAGACUUACCGGGAGCCAGCAGAGAACAAUCUGCUCCCAGCUGUCAAGAGUCAAACUGCAACUUCUUUACAAGGCCAGCAUCCAUGGUUUCACCGGCGCAGCCUUCCACCAACGAUGUGACAACCGCAGCCCUACAAUUUCUGUGGGCUACAAUGGCUCUGGUUUUGUUUUUGGAGGCUACACUAAACAACCGUUCAGCCAAUCUGGACAGUAUAUGAAUGAUGAUCAGGCCUUUCUAUUUACAGUUAACAGAGGAAGGCUCCUCAAAUAUCCAGUCACAAGCCCUGUAUAUGCUGUAAAAAUGUUUGCUAACGCUGGACCUUAUUUUGGAGAGGCACUGGUACUGGUCAAUGGAAACCAACCCGUGGUCUACAACAAUCCAGGAAAUUACUACAACUUCGAUGCUGCUGAGAUGCACGGCAAUGAUCUCAACCUGACCGAGUGUGAAGUCUAUCAAGUUGAGGGUGAGCAGUAUGUUUGGGACUUCUCUUCAUUAUAUAAAAAAGCAGCAUCAGCUUUUCUAAGGGUUGUUUUGGGGUAGGUUUGAAAAGUUGUAUGUGAUCCUGUUUUGUCAGUGUUUCAUGCUCUCACAGAGAAAAAAGGGGACAUUGUGGAUGGUUUUACUGUGUCAUUGUUUUAAACUCUGGUUUUUCUGCUCUUAAUUAGAAGCUACAGAAUUGGAGACACCGUGGAGAGCUGUGACCUGGGAAACUGAGUAAGAUGUUGAGAGUCUUUAUUACUACUUUUACUUUCAUUAUAAUGACUUGUGCAUUAUUUAUGUCAGUGGAAAAGGUGGUUAUACUUAACAACACUACACAACAUAUAGUCAUAUUGAAUGUGUCCCACACACCACUAGAGUCACAUGUUUCUGCUUGAUCAGGUAUAGUAUAAUUAGUCAGACAAUGUGCCUUUCUAACACUUUAACAUGUAUAUACGACUUGAGCAUCUGUCUUUUCUACAGGAAGAGGACAGCGCUGAUGGAGUAUAUAAGGACGUACAAACCGUUAGUCAGCUCUGUGUCCAAGGCUCGAGUCCUGCUCAUUGGACCAGUUGGAGCUGGAAAGUCCAGCUUCUUCAAUUCCAUCAACUCUGUUUUCAGAGGCCACGUCAUUAGCCAAGCUAUGGCUGGAUCCUCCACCACCAGCCUGACCACACAGGUCAGAAUCUUUACAUCAACGACUGAAGGUUUUCAGGACUGUUUUUUUUUUCAGUCUUUUUUAACUUAUACACUCUUCUCUUAAACAGUUUCGCACCUACAUUUUGAAAGAUGGGCGAGAAGGAAAACCACUACCAAUCGUCUUGUGUGAUACCAUGGGGCUUGAGGAAAGUACAGGGGCAGGGCUUAACUUGGAUGACAUCACCAGCAUACUCAAAGGCCAUCUACCAGAUCGCUAUCAGGUUCAGCUUUUGCCACACACAGUCAGAUAUUGUUGGUAUGUGUCAUUGAUUUACUGCUAACGUUUCCCUUUUUUCUCCAAUCUUCUGUACGUCUCAGUUCAACCCUUCUGCCCCUCUGAAUUCGGAGGCUCAUGGUUAUCAGGAGUCUCCCGGGCUGAAGGACAAGAUCCAUUGUGUGGUCUAUGUUAUUGAUGCCUGCAAGGUUCCCAUCAUGCCCUCAAAGCUGGAGGAGAAGCUGGAUGCUAUCCGCAAGAAGGUCAACCUGAUGGGUCAGUUCUUCUUUUCAGCAUUGUUUUCUAAAUUUUAGCACAACAUGAACUUUUGGCAUUUCGUAGCUGCAUUAUUUGUUCAGUAUUUUAAAUCGGAUACUGACAAAUCUGCAGCAUUAUGAAAAUGUUUUUUCUGCUCUGGUGUUUUCAGGAGUUCCUCAGCUGGUCCUGCUGACUAAAGUGGACGAAGCUUGCCUUUUGGUGUCAGAGGAUGUGAGAAACGUUUACAAGAGUUUCUACAUCAAGCAAAUGGUGAGGUUUAAGGGUGUACGCAGAAAAACAUUUUCUGUUUUGUGUUCAUUACUUUAAUACGGUGGCAGGCAAUCAUAUCAAUACAGUUAAUAUUUAUAGCUCACAUUACUUUACUUUAAAACUCUUGAACAGGUAGGAAGUAACAAGAGACAGUCUGUUUUCAGAUGUUAUAAAGAGAAAUAUUUCUUUGGUAUUCAGAUGCAGGAAGCGAGUGCUCGGCUGGGUGUGUCGAUGUCCUGUAUUAUUCCUGUGAAGAACUACAGCGAGGAGCUGGACGUGAACCUGAGCUGCGACAUCUUGCUGCUAAGCGCUGUUGAACAGAUGCUUUACUCUGCUGACAACUACUUUGAAGACAUCAGUGACCGAUGUGGUAAUCUCAGAACCCAAGAGUAG
This is a messenger RNA of Xyrichtys novacula (pearly razorfish), 6303 nucleotides long. Lineage: Eukaryota; Metazoa; Chordata; Actinopteri; Labriformes; Labridae. The record is from the annotation of a GenBank genome assembly.